Messenger RNA from Babesia sp. Xinjiang, 3354 nucleotides. It is a transcript of the gene xpo7-a, whose product is annotated as Exportin-7-A. Lineage: Eukaryota; Apicomplexa; Aconoidasida; Piroplasmida; Babesiidae. Gene Ontology annotation, cellular component: nuclear pore; cytoplasm. Gene Ontology annotation, biological process: protein export from nucleus. The transcript has a single exon. Gene Ontology annotation, molecular function: nuclear export signal receptor activity; small GTPase binding. The record is from RefSeq and is a predicted model, not a curated record. The coding region runs from base 1 to 3354 and encodes 1117 amino acids.
AUGGACCCGAAGGACCUGGAACAGCUGGAGCUCUUCUGCCAGUCGCUGUAUGGCGGACAGCCAAUACAGCAAAAUGAGGCUCACGAAGUACUUAUGCCAUUGCUUCGUGAUGUGCAGAAGAUACCGCUAUUGAGGGAUAUUAUGGCGCAAAGUACCAAUCUGCAAGCACUUCUAUUCGCAUCAUCGGGACUUGUCACGGUCAUCACCAACAACUGGUCUCACGUACCGGACUCACAGAAGAUAGAGCUCAGGGAGUUCCUCCUGAACUACAUUUACAACCGUGGUCCAGAAAUGUUGAAGUGCGCACCUGAGGUACUAGGACAAUUUAUCCAUCUUUAUUGCAGAAUUGUUAAACUUGGAUGGCUGGAAGAGGUAUAUAACCACCCAGUGGUGCAACACGUAGGACAGUUCCUAGCAGCGACCACGCAACACUGGAUUAUUGGACUAAGCAUAUACUCGGACUUGACGCAAGAAAUGCAACCUCAAAUGGGAAAGUUUGUCGCUAAAUUGCGAAGAGGGGCACUCAACUUCAAGGAAACAGUUCUACCUAAGAUAUUCGCGGUAUGUUUAAGAGCUAUCGGCACGCAGUUUUCUCAGGUUACAGUGCAAACGCUAGAACAAUUCCACAAUGGAACUGCACGAGUUGGAGACACUUAUGAGGAAUUGAGGAUGCUGCAACAAAUCCUACAGCUCUGCUAUAACUGCUUAAGCUUCGAUUUUAUGGCAACGAUGCCAGAUGACACCUCUGAGGAACAAAGCACCGUAAUGGUGCCGCAGAGCUGGGAUGUACUACGCAGCGACAAGGUGCCACGUAUUCUGUUCGAGCUAUAUGCGCAAAAUUGGAAUAAGAGCCCUCCAUGUGCGGUACUCUGUCUACGUUGUCUAGUUGUUGUGGCCGCAUUGCGCAAGUCAUUCUUCAACACUGAAGCCGAAGAUCUGUCCCACAUUAACAGCUUCAUGGUUGGAACUAUGGAUAUUAUUAGAAACAAAAUGGGACUAACAAACGAUGAUUGUUAUCACGAACUGUGCCGAUUACUUGGGAAAAUUAACGCGUCAAAUCAACUGAGCCAACUCUUGCAAAGUGCCGCCUUCCCAAUGUGGAUGGAACAACUACACACCUUUACUGUAGAAGCCUUAAAAAAUUGGCAACAUAUGCCAAAUAGCAAACACUACUUGUUGGGUGUGUGGGCACACAUGGUAGUCCCACUAGCCUACAUGCGUGGAAAGGUGCCGACCGUAUUAGAGACAAACAUACUACAGGUCACUCUGGAGUUCAUUCAGAGUCGACUAACCAUGGCAGAGGCAAUAGUUAAUGCUGGAGAUGAUCUGGACUUCGAUAACCCACUGGAAGAUGAAAUUUUACGAAUGGAACAGGCCGAUCUAUUCAGCAGACUCUGUCGAUGCCAGUACAGAGCGGUAUGUUCUCGUGUCAUUGAAUUGUUUCAGUCACUUGAUAAAACCACAAUGACACCGAACUUUUAUGCCGUUAAGGAGGAAAAGGUGGCAUGGUUGGUACUGCUGGCCGGAGCGAUGUUGAAUGGCUCCAGCUCACUGCGGCUUACUGGUGACGAGUCCAACAUGACAGCUCUAUGUCUACAAACGAUGAACAUAGAAUUGGUUGGACAAGUCUUUCUAAACAUGGCUGCAAGUGAUGCAAAACCUACUGAAUGCGUUAGGCUGGAAAUGUCCUAUUUGCACUUCCUGACAUACUUCAAAAAAUUCUUUGUUAGCGAACAUACAAAGGGGAGUAUCUCGGGAGACUGCAGAGAAAGAUUUUCUCAAGUGCCAGGAUGCCCACCGGGCAUGGAUGGCGCACAGUAUCUGUUGAACCGAUUGGUAGAGAAGGUAUUCUUCAAUUUACAGUGCCGCGUAUCCGACGAAGGGGUUAUCAAAAAAACACUCGCCUUCUUUAGUGAACUUUCUUCUGGUAUCGAUAUCGUGCAUUACGCAGACCGCUCUCCUCAUCUAGUGGUAUCGGCGAGGCUCAUUUUGCAGUGCAAAACCUUAAGGUUUGCACUACUGAACCAUGCCGACAGAGGGUUCAGGUUCCUACAGCUACCGCAGUAUGGCAGAUACCGUACCAUCUACUACAGUAUCCUAUGCAAACUGCUGCUGCUAGAACUUAGUGGAGAUGACGAGCAUAGCGAUAACGUGCUUAAGUUCGAAGGCUUUAUGGAUCACCAUAAGAACGUGAUAGAUCAACUGUGGAAUCUCACUGCCCCAAUGUUGGCUUCACCUGAAUGCAAACCGACGAUUGUCGGUCUAAUGCGUGAUUUGAAGGGUAUUUGCAAAUCCUGCGUUUCGGUUGAGGCUUACCAAAUGUUCUUCAACUGGAUUGUUAACGCACCGAAACAACCGGGUAAAUCGCGUCUACACUUAAUGAAGCGUCUUGUUGAAGCAUGUUGGUCAGAUUGUGAUAUUAUGGUUCCCCUGGUGAAGUGCUUGGCGGAGUUCCUAGACAACCGUGGACACCGAAUAACUUUCGACAAGACAUCGGCGAAUGGAAUUUUACUAUUCAAGGAGUCUGCCGGAAUAGUGAUGAGUUAUGGUUUGAAGCUCCUGCAGAUGUUGCAGAGCGCCGGCAACGGGCCCAGACACUCGGGAGGCGACGCUGAGACUUACAAGAAAAUAUACAAGGGGGUUGCUGCAUGUCUACAGGUAUUAGAUCACACUCUUGCUGGUGAUUAUGUGAACUUUGGUGUUUUUGAGGUAUACGGAGAUGCAACACUGGAUGAAGUGCUGCGACUUGCAUUCGAACUGUGCCUCAGCAUACCCAUUGAAGACCUACAGGCAUAUUCCAAGUCCCUACAGCCUCUCUACGUUUUCCUGGAUAUCAGCACAAGGCUAUUCAUGCCGCAACUACUCUCUCUAACACCGGAUAACGUGGCACAACUGGUAAAUGCAUGCUUGGAUGGUCUAUGCUCGUACGAAGUACCGGUAUCACUAUGCGCAGCUGGCGCUCUGGAUCACUUUGUGACACACAUCUACAAUGAACGUAACAGCACAGUUACUGGUGGAGCUCCGCACCCUGCUCGCAUAUUCUUGGAAUCACAUAUCGAGUGUUUGCGUCGUGCCAUGAUAUUGAUCUUCAAUUUGCUGCUGAGCGGCGACUCCAACAGUGCUUGGAGCGUAAGCCGGCCUUUAUUGGGGCUUAUCUUGCUAAACCAAAACGAAUUUGCGCAAUUGCCACAAAGUCUCUCGGUUAAUAUGUCCGAAGAAAGAAAAGCGAAACUGCAACACUGCUUUGCCGCUCUGAUGAACGGAUUGGACGGCACCUUGUCACAUCAGAACAAGGAUACAUUCACAAAAAACGUCUACAUUUUUUCACAAGAGGCACGUUUGUCCUUCGUGUAA